Messenger RNA from Staurois parvus, 277 nucleotides. NCBI's taxonomy places the organism in Eukaryota, Metazoa, Chordata, Amphibia, Anura, Ranidae. The record is from the annotation of a GenBank genome assembly.
GCUGACAACUCAGGGGACAUCUACACUGGUCAUCAGUGCCCUGAUGAUCAGUGUAGCCCCAUCAAUGCCACAUAUCAGUGCCUACCAGUGCACAUCAAUGCCACAUAUCAGUGCCCAUCUGAGCUGCCUUUCAGUGGCAACUAUCAGUGCAGCCUAUCAGUGCCAUAUAUGAGUUCUGCCUUUCAGUGCCCAUCAGUGCCACCUACCAGUGCCUCCUCAUCAGUACCGCCUAUCAGUGCCAGAUAUGAGCGCUGCCUUUCAGUGCCCAUCAGUGAUG